GCGGGUGUAUGUGGAGUUUAAACGCACGAAAACUACUACUUGGCUAACAGAGAAAGGGCAAUAUAAAAUCUCGAAUGGUUACUGCUACGGAGGAGGGAGAAUAAUAAAGUUAAAAAGAAAAAAAAUCAACGGGGAAACAACGGCGAGAGGAAAAAAGGGAGAGGUGAAGCAAAACUUGAGAAUAAGGAUAGAUUUGAUCUGAGUGAGAGAGAAUAACGUCAGGCUCAAACGUACACCGACAAUCAGUGUGAGGAGGCAUCAAAACCUGUGGUGUUGUUACGAAAACUCGUGUGUACUCGCCCCGGGGUGGUACGUCCCGCUUCCGACGGCUGACAGUGUGAUUGUUUUUUUUAAGGGCAUUUUUCCGGAAUUCUUGCCGACUCGUGGAUUCACUUUUGUUUGGGUUUUUUUCAGUUUUUGGUUUUUACUGUGGUUUUUAUUGCAUCGAGGAGUGACUCAGGUUUUUUGGCUGUGGAGAAUUCGCCGUACUGUGGGUGUUUUGGUUGUUAAUACGUGACUUGUGGUGUCUCUAUGUGAUGAUUGUAUUUUUCGGGGGUUAUUUUACGUACGAGCGCUGAUGAACGGCCAGACAGACACCUGCGGACACCGCGGGGACAGUCUUGUUCGCGAGUGAAUUGCUGGAGAGGAGAUUGGUUCGGGGAAAUUUUUAUCAGUGUGAUCGGUAGAUUGAGGUGAAUUUUUUUCACGUGCUGUGCGAAGACACAACGGUGGGUUUUAUUUUUCCAUUUGUUUGUUUUUGUGAGUAAAAAAGAGGGGGAGAACUGGAGCUUUUUAGGUUCUUUUUUUACAACAUUCGAAGAUACUGAGGCCUGUGGAACGCGCGCGCUUUUGCCUCCCCGAGUUACCGUUUUAAACGUGGCAUUCAACUACCGAGACGCGGAGAAAAGCCCAACUCACUUGCGACUUGGAUGGAUACAGUGCAUUAUUUUUGGAGCAGUGCGGUGGCUGCAGCCGACACCAUUUCCUCGCCGUGGACGCCCGCGAGUUCCGGGCCGCAGCCCGACGCCAACGGCUCCGGCUCGGAUACAAAGAAUCUCGAUGUUGGCGAAAUUAGCGAUGACGAGAAGGACCUCUCGGCGGCAGAUGCGGAAGGUGUUUGGUCGCCGGAUAUCGAGCAGAGCUUCCAGGAGGCCCUCACUAUUUAUCCACCAUGCGGACGACGCAAAAUUAUUCUCUCCGACGAGGGAAAAAUGUAUGGUCGAAAUGAGCUGAUUGCCCGCUACAUUAAACUCCGCACUGGUAAGACGAGAACGCGAAAGCAGGUCUCUUCGCACAUUCAAGUACUUGCGAGGAGAAAAUUGAGGGAAUUACAAGCAAAACUCAAAGUGAACUUUUGGCAGCCCGGACUCCAGCCAGGUACUUCCCAGGAUGUCAAACCAUUUCCACAGUCGACAUACACCGGAAAACCGGCGACUGCAGUGUCGAGUGGUGACAUGGUCCAGGCACAGCCACCACCACCGUGGGAGGGUCGUGCCAUUGCCACUCACAAACUCAGACUCGUUGAAUUUUCGGCCUACAUGGAGCAACAUCGAGAUCAAGACAUCAAAAUUUUUACACCCGAAUUUCAGUACCACAAGCACCUGUUCGUCCACAUAGGUGGCUCAGCGACAUACGCGGAUCCACUGCUGGAGGCGGUGGAUGUUAGGCAGAUCUAUGACAAAUUUCCGGAGAAAAAGGGCGGCUUGAAGGAGCUCUAUGAUAAGGGACCACAGGCUGCUUUCUUCCUUGUUAAAUUUUGGGCUGAUCUCAAUACCAACAUUCAGGAUGAGGCUGGAGCUUUCUACGGUGUUACGAGCCAAUACGAGAGCAAUGAGAACAUGACGAUAACGUGUUCGACGAAAGUAUGCUCGUUUGGUAAACAAGUGGUGGAGAAAGUGGAGACUGAAUACGCGAGGUUUGAGAACGGAAGGUUCGUGUAUCGCAUCAGUCGUUCACCAAUGUGCGAGUACAUGAUUAACUUCAUUCACAAGUUGAAACAUCUACCAGAGAAAUACAUGAUGAACAGUGUACUCGAGAACUUCACGAUUCUCCAGGUUGUUACAAACAGAGAUACACAAGAGACGUUACUCUGUACAGCAUAUGUUUUUGAAGUAUCAACGUCCGAGCACGGUGCUCAGCAUCACAUAUACAGACUUGUAAAAGACUAAGUCUGCAUCAUUCUUCUUUAAUUUCUUAAAUUAUCUGCUCGCCAUGCAGCCAUCCACCCCCAUCAGUGCCUACCACUACAUGAUUACAACAAGAAAUGAAAAAAAAAAUAAUAAUAAUAAAUCAUCCAUUAUAGAAUCACGCGCAUGGUGCGUGUAAAUCGCACACUAGUACACUUACGCAACACCGUGAGAGACAGGAGGAAAAACAAAAUAGAAAAAUUGAAUUUGAAAUAAUGAAACUACAGGUAUACAUACACCAGUGACAGUUACACAACUGCGUGACAUCCGUCAAUACGUUGGGUAUGUAAAUACAGAUCAAGUAGCUUUCGUUUGCGCAAAUUUAUAUUCAUUUUUUCAUCCUUAGUAGUUCCUGGAAUUUUCAUGAUUUACGAUAUGUGGGUCUUUACUUAUGAAUUCCUUUGUAAGCUGUGAUCUCAGAUGAUCUACUGUCGUAUUGGUGAAUUAUUCUGGGACACGACGAUUUUUUUAGCGAAUGAUAAUCAGUGAAUUAUCAAAAUUACUGUUAUGAGAUACUGAUCGAUUUCAAUACUAGUUUUUUUGAAAUUUUAAUAAUCUUGAGAUUUUAUGUUGGAUGACAAUAAAUUAAUAUCUUUAUUUUUUCGUAUAAAAAAUCUAGGGAAACUAGCUUUUUAAUUUUUCAAAGUUUUAUUUUAGUGGAAAAAUUGACAAUAAAAUUAAUUAAAAAUUCUGAUUUUUUUUUUUCAGAAUCGUUUCAGUAUCGGAAUAACUUAGUAUUAUGAAUUGACUCGGAAUUGAUGAAUAUUCCAAUUUUAAGUCCAACGACAGACACACAAAUACUAAAAACACAGACAAAAAAGUUAAGAAACUCGCAUUACACAGAUUAUACAUAUAUUACGAGUAAGAGUAUAUAUGUUAAAUAAGAACGCAAUGAUUACGAUUUACAUUGUUAUAAAUGAUCGUGUAUAAAGCUAUGUAAGUGAUUUUAAGUUUUAACUGAGAGAUGAAAGUUGAAAAAAACAAGUUUUUGAAAAGAAAAGAUGAUGCCAUUACAAAUUCAAGAGUCCUCCUGAUUUUUUAAUUAUUUUUUUAAUUAGAAAACAAAACGAGAGUAUGAGAUCGGAGAGGAAGAAAAUAAGCUGCACGUAUUCAUUUCUAAAUUCAACGAUUGUGACAUGAAAGGAACUCUUUAUUCAGUCUAUUUUUGCCCCCAAUUGCAGCAAUUUAAAUUUAAGUUUUAUUAUCGUAAAGCUUGAACCAUUACUUUUUUACGUUUCAUUUAACGAAAAUAGUGAAUUGUUAAUUGCACCGAUUUUUUGUGCGAUCCCACCCAACUCUAGGCAGCGACCAUGUAGGCUAUAAGGAUGUGUUUGUAUUCCUUAUAAUCACUUUAAUUUUUUACUCUAAGAAUUUAUUCUCCUCUUCCCCCUCUACCCAACAAACUUCCCCUCUGGAUUUUAUUUUCUAUGAAGUUACUGCGUCUGAUUUUUUUUCUUACUUAGUGUACUGUUUUUUUUUGUUUCGUUUUUAACUUUCUACUACAUUUAUAAUGUGAUGUUAGCAGGGAAUUUUUCAUGCCGCACUUUAGCAGAAAAGUGACCCCGGAAGUGUAUUUUAUUUGGCUUGUCGAGUGAAUAAAAAAUUCAUGCUUCGUUGUAUUUUCUGAGGGAGAAAAUUCAAAGAGAAAUCAUUUUUUAAUUCAGAGUAAAAUUAUUUUCGUCGCUGUGACAAAUUGUUGCAGAUCCACUUUAAUUAUAUUGAAUUAAAAUCAGAUGGAACAUGAACUAUUGCCUCCUUUUGUCGAGUUUCGUACUUAAAGUAGCUCCCGAUGUCUCACUCGGUUGAAAAAAUAUCACGGAGGGACCAUGAAGAUGAAUACAAAGUAGAUUCAUUCAUUACGUAUUUAAUUGGAAAGAAAAUAUACUCUGGACCAUACCCUCCGAACUCAAUGAAUCAUUUUAUUGCAUUCUCUCUUAACUCUCAUUGCUAAAUUCUUUGAUUUGUUAUUUCAAUUUCUUUCCCGUUCACAUUGUUCUCUAACGAAACGAACUUGCCUACUGUGCAGUAAACAACUAACAUAAACUGGAGAUGAAGAAAAAAAAAACAAGAAAAGAAAAAUACAUAUACUUUUAGGAAUACAUUAAGAUUAAUUACCGUAUUGUUACUGUAAACUAACUUUUAUGAAACAAGUGGCAAUGUAUUUUGAUCUCUCUUUAGUCAGAAAAUAUAUCCUUUUUUAUUCAGGGCCCAACGACGAUAGAAUGAAUUAUUGCAAUUAUUUGUCUUCAAUGGUUGUUUUCCAUUCGCUUGAAUAAGAAAGGACAAUUUUAAUUUGAUCGAUAAUUAAUUAAAUUACGAUUGAAAAAUGAUAAAUUGGCAGCUUUUGUACUUCUUAGUUAUUGUUAUAUUUUUCGUAUCAAUUGAGUGCAGCUAUUUUUUAUAGAAAAAAAAAUGAUUUAAAAAAUUGAGCAAUUAUUUCAAUUCAAACUACAAUCGUUGGAAUGUCACUGGAGUUCAAAAAAAAAAAUUGUCUAUAUCAAAUAUAUUGAAAAGAUUGAGAGUUCUCACUGGUAUUUAGACGAUUGUAAAAAUUAGUAUAAAAAAUGUUGAUAAAAAAUUCUUUCAUUCUAAUUCGAGGAUAAUCGAUGGAAGAAGUACAUGAAAAAAAUUGUGAAUGAGCACCGACACGAAUAUUAUUAACAGUAAUGAGUAAUAAUUUUUAAAAAUAAGUAAAUUACAUUUAUAAGAAAAAAAAAGUUUAUGAAAAUAUAUAUUUAUCUAUGUCUUCUGUGAAGAUAGAAAAUAGUACUCUCUCACUCUAUAUUGAUGAUAUCGAAAUUGAAUUUAAAAAACUGGACAGAGAUGCAAAUAAAGAUGUAAUUUAGAGACGAAAGGAAAAAAUAUGUAGAAAAUCACAAUCUCGAAUUGUAUACAUGAGACGAUCUAAUAGUGCAGUCAGACUUUAUUGAAAAUGAAAAAGAAACUGUAAAUAAUAACGUUUAACGACCAUAAGACAUUGUUCAAGUUCCAGCGGCCAUUCGAUAAAUAAUCCACCUUUUUUUUAUUAUAAGAAACUUUGGUUUUCAAUUUUGUUAAAAUGGAAAAGAAAGUAAUAGAUUUGUGUUUCCUUUUUUAAGAAUCAUCCAACGAUAGUAAACUACUUGCGUUAAUUUUUUUUCUAGACUUACCUGAGUGUAUUUUUUAUUAUAUAUUUUGUGAGAGUGUAAUGCAAUUUCGAGAGAAGAAAAUGUGGAAGUAACUAUUCCCGGAGUAAUUGAAAAAUUGGCUGAAGCGGAAUUCACUGAUAAAUUUAAAAAUUUCAAUUUCAUUCAGUUGGUAUUUUUCCCCAUAUCCUGGAACUGCCAUAUCAAAGAAUUGAGCUUGAUCAUAAAGUUUUAAUGAAAAAGCAAAAGUUUUAAUGAAACGGAGAAACUUAAAUUCAAACAAAAUAUUGUACGAAAAUACGUGAAAAAGAAGAAAAAUCUACCUGUAUAUUAUAUCAUCGUAAAUGAAACGAAGCGAGGAUCAAAGUAGUUGAUUUAACGAGUAAAUGAAGAUAAUUGAAAUGGAGAGGUAAAGAAAAUGGAGCAAAAUGAUAUAUCAUUAAUUUAGAGGUUUAAAAGUAUAUAAUAGAAUUCAGUAUAUGUACAGUAUUUGUAAAACAUGUUUAUAAUUUGUAUGGACAAAUAAAGAAUUGAUAUAAAAUCAUA
This is a messenger RNA of Diachasma alloeum, 5857 nucleotides long. It is a transcript of the gene scalloped, whose product is annotated as protein scalloped. Gene Ontology annotation, cellular component: transcription regulator complex. Gene Ontology annotation, biological process: regulation of transcription by RNA polymerase II; hippo signaling; embryonic organ development. The transcript has 8 exons. Gene Ontology annotation, molecular function: RNA polymerase II cis-regulatory region sequence-specific DNA binding; DNA-binding transcription factor activity, RNA polymerase II-specific. The record is from RefSeq and is a predicted model, not a curated record. NCBI's taxonomy places the organism in Eukaryota, Metazoa, Arthropoda, Insecta, Hymenoptera, Braconidae. The coding region runs from base 930 to 2168 and encodes 412 amino acids.